Messenger RNA from Diatraea saccharalis (sugarcane borer), 3103 nucleotides. The record is from the annotation of a GenBank genome assembly. NCBI's taxonomy places the organism in Eukaryota, Metazoa, Arthropoda, Insecta, Lepidoptera, Crambidae.
AGUACCGCGUCGGCCUCCGAGCGGAGCGUGUGUGUGACCGUUUGACCGCCAACGUGACCGCCUGAACGCCGCCGUGACCGACGCGACCGUCACCCCUUCUCACAUCUGACGCUCUCGCCGCCACCGCCGUCGCAGGAGCCACCCAUCGUCGGUUCCCGCCAUUUCUUCUUCGGCCGCCAUACUUGCCAGUCGUGCUCGGCGCGAAGAGAAAAAGAAACAAGUGACUACCGAACGAAAAUUUAAAACUAAAUAAAAAAAAAAACGAAACUUACAUUCCUACUCAACCUGUGAUAAUGUUAGUAUUUUAGUGACGUGAUUUUUUUUAAAGUAAACCUUUUUAUAUAUUUUUCUAAUGCGGAUAUUAGUAUAAGAUGUCUCGAGCAUCUGCUUUCAAGACGGUAUUUUAAAUUUCUUUCGUUGAACUGUAUCGGGGUACUGCAAUGACGAAGUACAAGUUGAACAACACCGCUCGGUCCGCAUCGGAGGUGACACUGACAUCCUAUAUGACUGGCAGUAUGGACAGCAGGAAGGACGAGAGGCACUACCAGAUACCAGAAUUGGACACCAAUCAGAACGACAACGUGAAUUCGGAAUCUAACAGGAAUUUGGAUACGUCGAGAAAUUGUCACAUGUGCCCGCACCCCUGCGACUUUAUCCACCACAGCGACAAAUUCGCCGCGUCGCUGGUAAAGCAGGGCUGUGACAAGUUUGGAUUGAACGAGUUGAAAGUGGAAGGUUUGGAGAAGAAUGUGUGCCUCUGUGAGAAGUAUAACGGUGGCUGCAAGCUUUGCCCGCGGCCGAGCCUCGCGCCGACCCUGAACCUGAGCCUCGACGGCAAGGAGUCCUGCUUGUCCUGUCACGACUCCACGUGUGCGACACAUUACAACCAUACCAAUGGCUACCCGGGUGGUGGGUAUCCGGAGAAAGAGCAAGUGAAAGGUGGCAGCGGCAGCAAGUGGCGGCGGGUGGUGGCGCGGAGGGCGAGGGCGUGCUGCUCCACCAAGAUGCUGCUCCGCCGGGUGCCCAUCCUCGCGUGGCUGCCACAGUACUCGCUCAGAAGCGGCCUGGCUGACAUCAUUGCAGGCAUCACGGUGGGUCUGACUGUGAUCCCGCAGGCGAUAGCGUACGCGGGAGUGGCGGGCCUGCCGCCACAGUACGGCCUCUAUUCCUCGUUCAUGGCGUGCUUCGUGUACACUGUGUUUGGGUCCGUGAAGGACUCAGCGAUCGGCCCGACCGCCAUAGCCGCCAUACUCACUAGGGAGAAUCUACACGGACUGGGCCCAGAGUUCGCGGUAUUACUGGCCUUCCUCUCCGGUUGCGUCGAACUCGUCAUGGGCAUAUUGCAACUUGGUUUCCUGAUAGACUUCAUCAGUGGUCCGGUAUCUGUGGGGUUCACGUCAGCGGCCGCCAUCAUCAUCGCCACUACCCAAGUGAAGGACAUCCUGGGGCUCAGCUUCCCUGGUGGCAAGUUCCUACAGGUGUGGACGGGUCUGUAUGAGCACAUCGGCGAGACUCGACUCUGGGACGCCGUGCUCGGAGUGUCCUGCAUCGUGGUGCUGCUCCUGCUCAGGAAAGUGAAGGAUAUAAAGGUGGGUUGGGGGGAGGGCGAGCGUGGCCGUCGCGUGCGCAGCUGCGUGUCGCAGGGGCUGUGGUUCCUCUCCACCACUAGGAACAUACUAGUGGUGCUCGUGUGCGCUGCCCUCGCUUACUACUUCGAUACUCAACAAAAAGCACCGUUCGUACUCACCGGUAACGUGAAGGCUGGUCUGCCGCAGCUGUCCCCGCCACCGUUCUCCGCGACCGUCGGCAACCACACGUACACGUUCGUCGAGAUGGCGUCUACUCUCGGCUCCGCCAUCUUUGUGGUGCCGCUGCUCUCUAUAUUAGAGAACAUUGCGCUCGCUAAAGUAUUCUCGGAGGGCAAGUACGUGGACGCGACGCAGGAGAUGCUGGCGCUGGGCGUGUGCAACAUCGCGUCGUCGCUGGUGGACUCCAUGCCGGUGUCGGGCGCGCUGUCCCGCGGCGCCGUCAACCACGCGUCCGGCGUCGCCUCCACCGCCGGCGGCCUCUACACCGGCGCGCUCGUGCUGCUCUCGCUGCAGUAUUUCACGCCGUACUUCUACUACAUCCCGAAGGCGUCCUUGGCGGCGGUCAUCAUCGCCGCUGUCGUCUUUAUGAUGGAGCUUCAUGUUUUCAAACCCAUUUGGAAGACUAAAAAGGUGGACCUGAUCCCGGCGGUGGUGACGUUCGGCAUGUGCCUGAUGACGCGGCUGGAGCUGGGCAUAGUGGCGGGCAUCGGCGUCAACCUGCUGUUCCUGCUGUACGCCUCCGCGCGGCCCUCCGUCACCGUCACGCACGCCGUCUCCGGGGACGGCGUGGAGCACGUGGUGGCGGCGGUGGACCGCGCGCUGUCCUUCCCCUCCGCGGAGUACGUGCGCCGCGCCCUGCGCAAGGCGGCCCCCGGCCCCCGGCCCCUCGUGCUCGACGCCACGCACGUGCAGGCCGCCGACUUCACCGCCGCCGAGGGCAUAAAAUCACUGAUCGAAGACUUCCACGCGCGCGGGCAGACUAUAAUAUUCUACAACGUGAAGCCGUCUAUAGCGGGCAUAUUCCGCGGGGUGAAGCCGCGCGAGUUCCUGCACUGCUCGUGCCGCGCGGAGCUGGACCGCAUGCUGCUGCAGGCGCACAACCAGAUGCAGCAGCGGCAGAAGCAACGAGUGCUGAACACGACGUAGGCCGAGCGCCGGCGACGACGUCGACGACGAGCAGCGAGCGCAGAUCUCCGCUAGUUCCCAUGUGACAUACGACAGUAUUUAUUAGUACAUGUACAUAGGUAACGGCGUACCGUACAGUUAUUUAUUAGCUUUGUUAUAAGUUAGCCGUAGCUUAGUUGUGUAACAGACGUUUGACGGUUUCGCACUAAAUAUACCUUUAUUAUAUGUUUGUUUUCGUUAUCAGUAUACGUCGACGCCGACUGGCGACCGUUCGAUGAUUGUAACGCCCGUGUUAUUAUAAUUAUGAUCGGUAUGGCUGUGAUUUGUGUCUUCGACCUAUCGGAAUCGAUUUAGUGUUUAUUAUGAAUAAAACGACCGAUUUGAGAUAU